This is a messenger RNA of Arabidopsis lyrata subsp. lyrata, 715 nucleotides long. RefSeq lists its product as uncharacterized. The coding region runs from base 140 to 463 and encodes 107 amino acids. The transcript has a single exon. The record is from RefSeq and is a predicted model, not a curated record. NCBI's taxonomy places the organism in Eukaryota, Viridiplantae, Streptophyta, Magnoliopsida, Brassicales, Brassicaceae.
GCGUGGAGCAACAAAUUGAGACCAGCUCAAAAGACACGUCCUUUUUUGCGUUACUAUUAUUCUCCUCUUUUCUCUCCAAUUAUUCUCUGAGCUGUAAUAACAAAAAAAAAGAUUCUCUCGAUCAAACUUGCCGGAAUCCAUGGAAGACUUCGGCCGUCAACGACCAUACGGAGACGGAGGGAUGCAGAUCCAGCCUUACCACGGCGGCGCUUCGGGAACCGGUGAUUUCAGGAGCUAUAGCGCAUCGUACGGGACGAGGGACAACAAUAUAUACGAUGUGAAAAAGGAGAAAUCGAUAGCAAGAUCCAAGUCGUGGGGGAUAACGGACCCGGAGCUCCAGAGGAAGAAACGGGUCGCGAGUUAUAAGAUGUAUGGUGUUGAAGGUAAAGUCAAAGGCUCUUUUAGAAACAGUUUCAGAUGGCUUAAGCAGAGGUACACACAGGUCGUCUAUGGUUGGUGGUGAUUCAUUUUCACCUUUUUAAUUUCUGUAAUUUUAUUUUACCUUGUUUUUAUUUCUUGAGCUUUUUGCUUUUUUCUUCUUUAUAUUGAUUUUUGAUUUUCUCAAGUAAUUAUGAGCGUGUUCUCUCUCUUUAUCUCUUAUGUAUCUUCUUUGUGUGUUUGUAAUCUUGAAUAUAACUGUGAUGGCUGCAUCGCCACAAAAUUAUAUAUGAUCAUUAGUUUCACCAAGUAAAGAGACCUUUGGAAUUUGGAUGAA